CUGUCUGAACAUUUGGAUGCAGCAGGUUUAAAAUGAGCGUCGACAAAAAACCAGAUCAAGAAGAGGAGUUCCCGUUUCUCAAAAAUGGAAAAUUGGCUAAGGAAAAGCCGCACAAGGACAUAAGAUGUGGCUUUUGGAUAUUCAAGGGACCCUUUUUGCAAAGAUUGGCUACCGAGAAGGCUUACGUCUUGAUCUACGGCUUGGGGGGCUGCCUCAUGUCGAUGUCUAUCGCAUACUUUACGGGCACCCUAACGACCUUGGAGAAGCGCUAUAAAAUACCAACGAAACUGUCUGGCCUUAUCAUAGUUGGCAAUGAUGUAAGCAUGAUGAUAACUUCGGUGCUUGCGGGCUAUUUUAUACAUAAGGGGCAUCGUGCACGCUGGAUUGGAUUUGGAUAUUUUACGGUUAUCAUAUUCUGUUUGCUAACUAGCUCGCUGCACUUUAUAUACGGCCCUGGCGAGGACGCCUUAAAACUGACCCGCCAAUUUGGUGAUUAUGAUAAUAGCAGUGAUUUCAUGAGUAUCGCGCAUAAGGACCACAAACUGUGCAUGACCACAGAUCCAGGUUGCAUUGAGCAGGAUGGUACUUGGGUGCCGCCAUUGGUUAUGUUUAUUGGACAGUUUAUAGCUGGCAUUGGAAUAUCCCUAUUCUGGACAGUGGGCAUUGCCUAUAUGGAUGAUAACAUCUCAAAGGAAAAAACACCUGCCAUGCUGAGCAUAUCCGCUUUUCUACGCAUGUUAGGUCCGGCCAUUGGAUAUUCAUUAGCUUCAGUAUGCUUGCGUGUGUAUAUAGAUCCGGAAUUGGACCCGCUUAUCCAACCCGGGGAUCCCAGAUGGCUUGGCGCCUGGUGGAUCGGUUUCCUCGUUUUGGCUGGUGUAACAUUUAUUUUUGCCUUUUUAAUGACUAUGUUCCCCAAGGAGCUGCCCAGUGCCAAGGUGAGACGCAUAAAUUUAGAAGAAUCUGGCAUGCAGGAUCCGAAGGAACACAAAGAUCUCUCAAUAAGUGACAUGGUGCGAUCUAUAAGACGCUUGGUUACUAACAAAGUGUAUAUGUACAACACAUUCGCAUCCAGCUUUUACCUAUUCGGUUAUUUUGCUUAUUGGAUAUAUACACCGAAAUAUAUUGAGACCCAGUAUCGACAGUCGGCAUCAGUGGCGACAAUGGCCACAGGAGCCAUAGCAUUGGGAUUCUCUGCUGCGGGCGUACUUAUCUCUGGCUUUGUUGUGUCCAAGUAUAAGCCAAGUGGUCGUGCAAUGGCUGCUUGGAAUGCGUGCGUUGAUUUCCUGACCGUUGCUGGAAUUUUGUGCUAUGUGGUUAUUGGCUGUGAGGGCAGCGACAAGUUAAGCUCCAUGGCGGUGACCAGUGCAGAUAACUGCAGUGCCUCCUGCCACUGUGAAUAUGUACACUAUGCCCCGAUCUGCAGUCCCAACAAUGACACCUACAUAUCCGCAUGUCAUGCCGGCUGUACCGACAAAGUCAAGGAUCAAUUAGGACGAACUUUAUUUACUGGAUGUGCUUGUGUAGCACCCUCGAACUCAACUGGUGUUCCAAAUUUACGGUAUGCUGUGGAUGGUGCCUGUCCGGUUGAUUGCACCAAAGAGUUUAUAAUCUUUUUGGUGGUCAUGUGCCUGCUUAAGCUAAUUGGGUCUUCUAGUAAAUCCACAAGCCUGCUAAUAUCACUGCGUUGUAUAAAACCAGAGGAUAAAAGCUUGGCCUUGGGACUGGGCGGCUUAAUCAGCUCCCUUUCAGCCUUUAUACCCAGUCCGAUUUUCUUUGGCUGGCUUUUGGAUAAAUACUGUUUGGUGUGGGGCAAAACAUGCAGCAAUAAAGGCAAUUGUUGGUUAUACGAUACGGAAUCAUUAAGAUAUGCAUUCAAUUUGACGACUGCGCUUUUCAUAUUUUUGGGAGGCAUCUUUAACGUUCUAGUUUGGCAUCAUGCUGAAGACCUUAAAAUCUUUGAUGACGAGCCAAGCGAAUCUAACAAGGCAGAUGAUAAAGUUGAUAAUAUCAAGUUGAACACCAAAGGUGAAGACGUUAAAAUAUCCGAGAAAUUAGAAAACUCUUAAGAAAAAUACAUAAUUGAAAAUCCUAUUGAACUCUAUGAGUCGAAUUAAACAUUUUGAAGAAACAAGAAAAAA
Messenger RNA from Drosophila grimshawi, 2138 nucleotides. RefSeq names its product solute carrier organic anion transporter family member 74D. The record is from RefSeq and is a predicted model, not a curated record. NCBI's taxonomy places the organism in Eukaryota, Metazoa, Arthropoda, Insecta, Diptera, Drosophilidae. Bases 33 to 2066 code for a protein of 677 amino acids. Gene Ontology annotation, biological process: sodium-independent organic anion transport; transmembrane transport. Gene Ontology annotation, molecular function: protein binding. The transcript has 6 exons. Gene Ontology annotation, cellular component: membrane.